Capsicum annuum is the source of this 1249-nucleotide messenger RNA. Its product is annotated as GDSL esterase/lipase At5g45950. NCBI's taxonomy places the organism in Eukaryota, Viridiplantae, Streptophyta, Magnoliopsida, Solanales, Solanaceae. Gene Ontology annotation, molecular function: hydrolase activity, acting on ester bonds. The record is from RefSeq and is a predicted model, not a curated record. The transcript is spliced from 5 exons. The coding region runs from base 120 to 1220 and encodes 366 amino acids.
UAAAGUCCCUUAAAAAACUCUAUUUAAAGAGUUCUAAUGUUAGUUCAUUUUUAUUGCAUAUAAGAAUAUUUCCAACCAAAUUCAACAAAGCUUUAUUACAUAGUAUAUACUCAAUAAUCAUGAAAAUGCUGAUGAUGAGGCUGCACAUUCUCCUAUUAUCUCUGGCUCUUGUUGCAUUUCAUGAUCACAAUAAUGCUGCAGUAGAAGGCAUUGCAGUAGCUGAACUGAGGAAAUUGGCAGCCAAGAACAAUGUGACAUGUUUGUUGGUGUUUGGAGAUUCAAGUGUAGAUCCUGGAAAUAAUAACCAUCUUUCUACUACAAAUAAGGCCAAUUACUUGCCUUAUGGGAUGGACCUUUCUAAUUCUCAACCUACUGGCAGGUUCUCUAAUGGCAAACUUGCCACUGACUUCGUUGCUGAGGCACUUGGUUAUGUAAACAUGACCAGAGGGUUUCUAGACCCACAAAUAAACAAAGUGGAUAUGCUACACGGCAUUAGUUUUGCUUCAGCUGGCUCUGGUUAUGAUGAUCUCACUGCCAAUUUAUCAAAUGCAAUGUCACUAGCCAAGCAAAGGGAGUAUCUGAGGCACUAUGAAAUCCACUUGACACAAAUGGUGGGAGUUGAGAAAGCAAGAGAGACUAUGAAAGAUGCAUUGUACAUAAUAAGUAUGGGCACAAAUGACUUCCUACAAAAUUACUUUGUGGAACUUGUUCGUUCUAAGCAAUACACUGUGGAACAGUACCAGGACUUUUUGAUACGUUCCUUGGUUACUCACGUCAAGAUAAUUCAUGGUAUUGGAGCAAAAAGAUUAGCAGUGGUGGGAGUUCCUCCUCUUGGGUGUGAACCACUUGUGAGAACCAUUCGAGAUGAGGAAACCAAGUGCGAUGAUGAUUUGAACAAAGUUGCUUUCUCUUUCAAUCUCAAAGUCAAGAGAGCAUUGCAAGCCUUUAAUAGAUUAUUUGGGAUGAAAGUUUCCUUCAUUGAUAUAUAUAGCGUCAUUCUAGAAGCUGUCCAAAAUCCCCAUAAAUUCGGUUUUACGGAGACAAGUAAGGGGUGCUGUGGGACAGGAACCGUAGAGUAUGGAGAGAGUUGCAAAGGGUUGAAAACUUGUAGUGAUAGAACAAAGUUUGUGUACUGGGACGCUGUUCAUCCUUCUGAGAAAAUGCAUAAGAUCAUGGCUAAUGAAGCUCUUAAAGCUAUUAAUGUUGAUUUAUUCGACUAAUAAAUAAUAAUCAUCAUCUUUCUUUUUAA